Messenger RNA from Protopolystoma xenopodis, 504 nucleotides. Lineage: Eukaryota; Metazoa; Platyhelminthes; Monogenea; Polystomatidea; Polystomatidae. The record is from the annotation of a GenBank genome assembly.
AUGAGAGCCGCUUUCCUCCUCCCACGUCCAUUCUCAACCAUGCCUCUUAUGCUUCCGGAGAAAUUUCACCACAUAUUACGUGUGAUGAAUACAAACAUUGAUGGCGAACGUAAAAUUGUUUACGCUGUUACCGCCAUUAAAGGAGUUGGCCGUAGAUACGCCACCGUUGUAUGUAAAAAAGCAGAUAUCGACAUGAACAAGCGUGCGGGAGAAUUAACGGAGGAUGAGAUUGAAAAAUUUACAACAGUCAUGAAUAAUCCCCGGCAAUAUAAAAUCCCCGAUUGGUUUCUAAACAGGCAGAAAGACAUUGACGACGGGAAGCAUUGUCAAAUAAUCUCUGGCGCCCUAGAAACAAAACUCAGAGAAGAUCUUGAAAGACUAAAGAGGAUUAAAGCUCAUCGUGGUCUUAGGCACUACUGGGGACUUCGAGUUCGUGGUCAGCAUACCAAAACUACAGGACGCCGGGGAAGAACGGUUGGUGUAUCCAAAAAGAAAGGCGGUUGA